Molecule: messenger RNA, 372 nt
Organism: Scutellospora calospora
Lineage: Eukaryota; Fungi; Glomeromycota; Glomeromycetes; Diversisporales; Gigasporaceae
Source: the annotation of a GenBank genome assembly
CAACUAUUGGAAUUAGUAAAGUACUUACCUCAAGUACAAAAUGCAAGCAUGCAGUGAUAUCAGGUGUAACAAAAUGUGAGAUUUACCAAAAACUUUCUGCACCAAAUCCUCCUAAGCAAAAAGACUUGGUACCAGAAUAUAAUAUAUCUGAACAAGCAGUUUCAGAUAUUUGGUGGUUGCAAUAUGCAUUUGCAAAACAAAUGCUAUUAAGUGAUGAGGUUCUUAUAGAGAAAGCGAAGAGUAUCGCUUCUCACCUUGUUAGUGAAAGUGAAAGUAGUCCAUCAAAAGCUGAACUUAGUAAAGAACAUAAAAGAUUACAUACUAUUAUUGCACAAUAUCCACUGGAUGAUGUUUGGAAUGCUGAUGAAACUG